AAAGGGAUUGUUCCAUGUGCUUGCAUGAUGAACGAGGGGCCAACACCGAGCAUAUUAGCUAAUGACGCGCCAUGGAUACUAACUGUUGGUGCGAGUACUGUCGAUAGAAGAAUAAUGGCUUCAGUGUAUCUCGGAAAUGGCUCGGAGUUAGCGGGUGAGUCGGCAUACCAACCUGGGACAUUUCCUUCAACUCAAAUACCACUCGCAUACCCAUCUGAGCAGCUUGGAACACUUGAUUCCAAAGGUUGUAAUUUGGCUGAGCUAAAAAAGUUAAAUCUACGGGAUAAAAUUGUUAUAUGCUUUCGCUUUGACAUAGAGGAUGAUGAGCGUGGCCGCAAUGUGUUGACUUCCAGUGGCAAAGCCAUGAUUUUGUUGAAUCAUGCGAAUGCAGGUGAGACCACAAACGCUUACGCGCAUGAACUCCCUGCCUCAAACCUCAACAACACCGGUAGUAUAGCCAUAGACGAGUACUAUCGCAACACAACCAACCCGACUGCAGCGAUAAACUUUCAUGGGACCUUAUUUGGAAUAAACUCUGCCCCGGCUGUCGCAGCCUUCUCAUCACGUGGACCGAGCUUGAGCAAUGGAGGCAUCAUAAAACCUGAUGUCAUUGCACCAGGAGUCAAUAUUCUAGCUGCGUGGCCACAAACUGUGGGCCCCACCAAAUCUAUAUUUAACUUUUUAAGCGGCACGUCCAUGGCUACUCCGCAUGUGUCCGGGAUCGUGGCCCUGUUAAGAAAUAAGUACCCGAAGUGGUCACCGGCGGCACUCAAAUCAGCGAUUAUGACAACUGCAUAUACAUUAGACCUCAAAGGGAAUACAAUCACCGACGAAUACAAAGGUAAUUCAGCUACGGUGUUUGAGCAAGGAGCAGGCCAUAUAGAUCCGGAAGCAGCCACGAAUCCUGGGAUUAUAUAUGAGCUAAACGACUAUGACUAUGUCCAUUACUUAUGUGGAUACUAUAAAUCGAAUAUUCCAGUACAAAUGAUCAUAAAGACUAGGGUGAAUUGUGCGCAGGUAAAAUCAAUAGCGCCAGAGCAACUUAAUUAUCCAUCUUUUAGUGUGAGUAUCGGAGGCAACAAACCAGAGGUGCGGGUGAUGAGGAAAGUAAUAAAUGUCGGGGAUGCAGGGUCAACUUAUACUGUGGAUGUGAAAGACCCAGAAGGGGUAAGGGUUGAGGUAACUCCAAACACGUUACAAUUUAACCAGGUAGGGGAAGAGAUGAGCUAUGAGGUGAAAUUUAGUUUGAAGGGGGGCUUGCCUAAGCCAGCUGCUGGUGAGGUGAGAGAAGGGCGAUUGAAUUGGGAUUCUGGGAAGUAUUAUGCUAGUAGCCCAAUAGUGGUCACAUUUGUUUGAGAUGCAACUUAUGCAUUGUUGUUAUAAGAAUAUAUAUUUAUGUAAUCAAUGAUCGGAUAAUAUCAUUGUUUAACAUUUGAAAAUAAA
This is a messenger RNA of Phalaenopsis equestris, 1443 nucleotides long. Its product is annotated as subtilisin-like protease SBT1.5. NCBI's taxonomy places the organism in Eukaryota, Viridiplantae, Streptophyta, Magnoliopsida, Asparagales, Orchidaceae. The transcript is spliced from 2 exons. The record is from RefSeq and is a predicted model, not a curated record. Gene Ontology annotation, biological process: proteolysis. Gene Ontology annotation, molecular function: serine-type endopeptidase activity. The coding region runs from base 25 to 1356 and encodes 443 amino acids.